Messenger RNA from Striga hermonthica, 894 nucleotides. Lineage: Eukaryota; Viridiplantae; Streptophyta; Magnoliopsida; Lamiales; Orobanchaceae. The record is from the annotation of a GenBank genome assembly.
AUGGCUGCAGGGGACGGAGGUCCGAGCAAGAUCAAGGGGCCGUGGAGCCCGGAGGAAGACGAGCUGCUGCGGAGGCUCGUUAAUAGCAACGGAGCGAAGAAUUGGUCGCUGAUAAGCCAGUCGAUUCCAGGGAGAUCUGGGAAAUCAUGCCGCCUCCGGUGGUGCAACCAGCUCUCGCCGGUGGUGGAGCACCGGCCGUUCACGGCGGAGGAGGACGGGAUCAUCCUAAGGGCGCACGCUGAGCACGGCAACCGUUGGGCGAAGAUCGCAAGACUGCUCAGCGGGCGCACGGACAACGCGAUUAAAAACCACUGGAAUUCGACGCUGAAGCGGCGGCUCGCAGGCGGCGGCGGCGGGGACGGCGAGGCGCGGCCGACGCAGGUUCUGAGGAGAUCGGAAAGCGGCGACGUCUCCGCGGCGAUGAUCCGUCGGUUGAGUUCGAGCCCGGAGAGCCUAUCUCGGUCGGAAUCCGGCGACGGCGGCGGCUCCGAGGAGAAUGUGAACAUCUUCUUUCCGGUGAACCAGAACUCGUUUGCGGAGCGUCCGGCGUCGCCGCCUCUGGCUGAAUCGGCGGCUGUUGUGGAGGAUACGGAUUGCGACCAGUUGACCGCGUUGACUCUGUCUUUGCCGGGGACCGGCGGCAGCAACCCGCCGCCGCCUCCGGAGGCGUGUUUGAGGCGCCACAGCCGCGGAGAGAGCAGCCAGUCGAUGACGACGGCGGAGGAAGACGAAGAGGAGGGGAAGAGGAAAACGGCGUCGUUGGAUCCUGAUUUGCUUGCGCUGAUGCAGAACAUGAUCAAGGCAGAGGUGAGAAAUUACUUUUCAGGGCAUGAGGAAGAGAUUAUCAUGCCUCCUGGGUUUAAGCGCACUGGGAUUAGCAAGGUUAAGGAUUGA